AGCUGGCAGAAGUGUCAGGUCAGAUUCCGUUCAAUUUAACUUGAGAAAUCCAGUCCCGAUCCCCAAAAGGCAUUUCAACUCAAUAAUUUUGUUUGUUUUUGACAAGAUCCUAUAGCGGGAAGCAAAAAUCAGGUCAGGCGCUGCUGCUGCCGCUGUGCGCAAACACGCCUGGGAGUCUGCACAUAAACGCCGCGCUCUUGUACUUUUCGCUGUUGCUGUGCGCAGAGGUGAGAGGUGGCACCACAGGAGAGCGUUUGGAGACGAGGAGGUGAAGCUUCUCAUUUUUUCCUGUCCCCAGUCCCUCCGUGGAGCCAAACACCACCCCAAGGUCGCGCGGUGGAUAUAUGAUCAGCUCCUAUUUCCUCCCACCGCAAUGACUCAGAUGAGAUUACUUUAUCACUGUCAGCAGCGGCGGCGCAUCCCUGCCAGCCGGGGUUGAACCCCGGGCUCCUGCGUCAGCGCGCUGGAUCCCUCAGUACGGGGCCCGCCGUUUGUCGCCCUGUUGUGCACAAGCGCACAAGGACGGGGGGAGAGGAUGGGGAGGGGGUGCAAGACGCUCUCACCCCCUGCCACCCCCUCCCUCCCUCCCUCCUCCUCCAGAGCAUCCCUGACAAGCUGGUCGGUUAACAGCAAACACUACAUGCCCAUGUGGGCUUUGAUAGCUGUGACAGAUCACCGCCUGCACAGCAGCCCCCCGGGUUCAGGGUUUGCCCCCUCUUGUCCAGCACCAAUCUGAGAUGGGCAGAGGGAGGGGGCGGGAAGGUUAGUUUGAAGAGGGCAGAGCUUUGCGCGCGGACGCCGAAUUACCCGUUAUUUCCCGACUGAGAGGAGAAAAGAAAAGAAAGAAAGAAAGAAAGAAAAAAGAAAAAAAGAUCCCUUCCAAGUGGAUAAUAACAGUUGAGGGAGAAAUCAUUGGGACUGAACGUCAGAAGCUAAUUAACUCUCAGGAAACCGAGACGGAAGACAAAACAGCCAGAAACGCAGCAGCUGCCGGGUUUUCUUUGUAAGCAGUCAUGGCCACUCUACCCUGGAGAGGUAAAUCUCAGGACCUGGCCUUGUGGGUGCUCCUCCUGCUCCUCAACCUCCUUCCUGAAACCAGGGCUGUAGUCGGACACAGAGAGCCGCUCCCCGAUGACAGCAAAGACAACAUCACCAUUUUUACCCGAAUCCUUGACAGGCUGCUGGAUGGUUAUGACAACAGGCUACGUCCUGGGCUGGGAGAAACUGUGACAGAAGUGAGGACAAACAUCUACGUGACAAGUUUCGGGCCGGUGUCAGACACGGACAUGGAGUACACUAUUGAUGUCUUCUUCCGUCAAAGUUGGAGAGAUGAGAGGCUGAAGUUCGAUGGACCCAUGCAGGUUCUCCCUCUCAACAACCUGCUAGCCAGUAAGAUUUGGACUCCUGAUACGUUCUUCCACAAUGGAAAGAAAUCGGUGGCCCACAAUAUGACGACUCCCAACAAGCUUCUGCGAUUGGUUGAUAACGGAACUCUUCUCUAUACCAUGAGGUUGACCAUUCAUGCAGAGUGCCCCAUGCACCUGGAGGAUUUCCCAAUGGAUGCACACGCCUGUCCUCUCAAGUUUGGAAGCUACGCGUACACCAACAACGAGGUGAUCUACCUGUGGACCCAGGGGGAUGAGAGGUCUGUGGCUGUGGCAGAGGACGGCUCCAGGCUGAACCAGUAUGAUUUGCUGGGACACGUUAUUGGAAAAGAAACCAUCAGUUCCAGCACAGGAGAAUAUGUAGUGAUGACGACGUAUUUCCAUUUAAAGAGGAAAAUUGGCUAUUUUGUAAUUCAAACCUACCUUCCGUGCAUCAUGACUGUCAUACUGUCUCAGGUCUCCUUCUGGCUUAACAGAGAAUCGGUUCCAGCCCGCACUGUGUUCGGAACCGUUUCAGGCUAACAUGGCAAGGAUUAAAGAUAUGAGAAGAGAAUCUGCCACUUUGGCCAAAAAAUCAAACAACACCUUCAACAUUGUCGGGACCACUUAUGCCAUGAACGUGGCUAAAGACCAAGGCCUAACGACCAUUUCCAAGAGCGCCGGGGGAGCCACCGCCAAACACUCCUUUCUGCAUAAAAUGGAUGACCCCUACACAGAGGCCAAGAAGUCCUACAACCGUGUCAGCAAAGUGGACAAGAUUUCACGCAUCAUUUUCCCAGUGCUGUUCUUCAUCUUCAACCUGGGCUACUGGGCGACAUACGUCAACAGAAAGCCUGCCAUCAUGAAGGCCAACAACCUAAACUGAAUUUUACCAAACGCUAGGCUCGGAUUUGGAGUGUAGACAUGGUUCCAGAAGGCCAAGUCCAUCCCAUCUUAAUGUCUGUGCACACGUACUGUGUUUCUGUUUGCUCCUAAACAUCUUGAUUUGUUUGUGUAGAUGGAAGGCAAACUCCAACAAGCAUUAGAUUCAGUAGUUGACCUCGGAAGCUACAUCCUCACAUCUGCCUGACUUUGUUUGGGGGAUUUGUUUCCCCUCUUCCACACUUAGCUCUGGCCCUGUUCCCUAUAACUAGUGAGUCCUCAAAUUGUGCAUUCACUGUGUUUUGACAUGUUUGGGUUCUGCUCAUGAGAAGUUAGAACAAGCAUUCAUUUGAAGCUCUCAUUGCAGCUCAUUACCAAUGAUAAGGCGCUGGCACAUCCACCGAGUUGACAACAUGUAUGCACAAGCAGAAGAUGAUGCUACAUUAAACACAAGCCGAGCUAUUUGCUGUUGGCUUUAAAACACCCUUAUAGAUGGGUCAGGAGCAGAGGGGGUCUGUAUAGUUUUAUAAGAGCAUCAUUAAUAACUGUCUGGCCGUCUGCGCGCAUUGAACCUCAACAGUUGCUGCAGUCCCACGGGGCUGCUGUCUCGUCCACCGGCUCCUAUUGUUUUAACUCGCUGAGUGUGUUCAAUGACAGAAAAGUUAUGUGCCUUGGUAAAUACACUCAUCACAAAGGACAAGGCUUGCUUACUCUCACAUUUUACUGCACACAUACCUGCUCCGAGACCUGUGCACACUCAUCGGUAUCCACAAUGACCAGUGUUAAACUGCCUAUCAGUAUGAAGGGUUACAGACCUCUGCCUGUGAGAAGAUCAAGCUAAGAUAGUCCUUGUUAAGAAAGUUCCAGUUCAAAUUUAUUUUCUGACAUAGAGUCAACUGUUACCUCAGAGUGAAGUCCAGACUGCAGCUUGGGUUUGUAAAAUAAAUAUACUUUUCUUAUCAAAUUGCACCGAACACUUUCCAUGAAAACUUUUGCAAGCCAAUGUCCCUGAAAUCUGUGUUUCCUGCUUUUCUUUCUUCCUCCAUAAAUGUGAUGCAUUUCUUCCUUGCCAGGUUUUAAUUCAUGCUGUCCUUUUAAAUUUAUGAAGUGUAGCUGAGGGUCUUCACACAUUGGUUUUGUGUUUGGUAAAAGACCAAAAAGGGACAAUUUUAUGAAGUUGGAGAGUGGAGUCAGUGAGGUCAACGCUUAGAAAAACUAGCUUUAUUUUAAUAAUUACAUAGAGGAGCAAAAAUGACUAUAUUUUAAACCGUAUUUUCCACACUAUAGAGCGCACCCAAUUAUAACGUUCACCGCCAAUGAAUGGACUAUUUUUAACUUAGGGCACACUGAACUAAAAGGCACAUUAAUCGAGAGAUAAGGAACGUUAAGAGUCAAAGAUAAGUUUGUCAGUCUGACUAUAUUAACGGCAUUUUGCAGUAACUCUAGAACUUGUUUGUAGCACGCUACAUGAGGCGCAUUUGAAGUGUUAGCCAUGUUCGCCUUGUUAGCGUAUUAAUAAUACCUGAAACUCCCAUCCUUCUUUGCAACACGUAAAAAAACAGACCUAUGCCGCUUAAACAAACAUUCAUGUAAUUAUGCUAGUUCCCAACCUUUACACGUUAGCUGCAUUAGCAUAGGCACAAUAACGCUCAACUCAAGAAACCGACUGGUAGCCUACAGCAAAAACAAAUGUUACUGUGACUACACUAACUCCCAACCUGGUUAGUAACACAAAAAACACAACCAUAUACCACUACACAUUAGCUACAUUAGCAUAUUUACAUUACCUGUAAUUCCCAACAUUGUUUGCAGCACAUAAAAGACAGACUGAUGCUACUAAACAAAUAUUAAUGUAACUACGCUAAGUCCCAACCUUGUUAGUAGCAUGUAAAAAGAUUACAAAACAACACCGCAACACAUUAGCUGCAUUAGCAUAUUCUCAAAAACACCCAAUCUUGUUCGCAACUUAUUAAAAAAACAGGCUGUUACAGCUAAAACAAAUGUUACUAUGACUAUGCUAACUCCCAACUUUGUAACACAAAACGAAUGUAAAUGUAACUACGCUAACUCCCAACCUUGUUAGUGAUGUAAAAAAACACAUGACUAUGCUUGUUUGUGACAUGUAAAAAAACAGUAAUGCUACACAUUAGCCACAUUAGCGUAUUCACAAUAACACCACACCUUAUUUUCAAUAAAAACAGACUAACAUUUUUGUAGAGCCCUGUGUACCUCUGAAAAUCCUUGAAAUAUCAGUAAACACAGCCCCAAUUAAUCCAAAAGGUAUUUUUGGGAAUAAUUUAAGGUUUUUAAGUGCGCCUUAUAGUGCAGAAAAUACGGUUCUUGUUGCUCGGUGACAUCUGGUUAUAAACUAUUUGCACCUGAAAAUGUAAGUGAUCACCUCCACUUAUAUUUUAAAUUUGAUACACAUCUACUUUUAAUUAUGUUAUGUAUUUUUGCCAUACUUAAUAUGUAAAUAUAUGGGAUUAUACUGAGUAUAGACUCUAUAAGGGAUUCUGUACCUUAGACUCCAAAAUGCUACUGAGUUCAUCAGUGUAUAGACAACAGAAUUAGUUGUUGUGGCCUCUGUAUAGUUUUGUUAAUAACACUUAUGUACAGUGUAUCUCCUAAAGAUUUAUGCAUGACAAUGUACAUAUUCCCUUUUUGAAACCUCCAAUAAUGAUGUGUGUCAUACUGAAAUAGGGCUUAGUAUUUGUGUCACUUCAGUCGUUCAUCAGUUAUUUAGAUUUGUGCCACAGUUUCUGUGAAGUGAACCAAAUGCAGACUCACGGGUAAAACAAAAGUUCUUUUGACAGGAAGUCUGACGUGCUCUGCAACAAUGCACAGCCAAAAACUGACGCCAAGUUAAAGUGGGAUCUCAGCUAGCUGGGGCUUCUCACAACAAGCUGGAGAUACAAAUUCCAUAAUUCUCUGCAAAAAUUCGAUUUGUUCUCAAUUUCACCUGGUGUUUACUGGCAUUCCAUGCACACUUAAGCUCCUGGGAUGUCAGAUUCUUUUUUUUCAGUUAGUGUUAAAUAAACAGAGUAGUCGAGGGUGAGCCAGCUCCUCACAAUUUUUGAAAAAGAUUUGUCAUGCAGAUUAUUUCAGAGGCUUUAAAAAAUGAGGCAGAUCAAUGUGAAGGUCCUGAGACAUGCAGUAGAUGAGGAAUUUAACAAUCUGAACAAACAUUUCCAUCAAGCCCUCACCUUUUUUAAACCAUUAGAGGCAUUGACUCCAAGAAUGUAUUCCAAAAAAUAAACUUAUGUACAGUCUGGUUUGAAAAACUCACUUUAUUUUGUCGUCUCCAAUAAAGCUAAUUCUGCAGAUUACCUCUGCUCAACCAGCAAGACCCACUUUAGGCUUUUGCCACACAGAAUCCUAAUGGUUAGGUAACAAAUGAUCCCUCCAGUUCAUUGACUGUACAUGAGAACUGGACUAAGUGAAUGUGACAUCACCCGAAGAAAAAAAAGGAUUACCACCGGCUCAAACCAAAGGAAGUCAAUUCACAUGCUAGAAUUUUAUUAUUAUUAUAAUUAUUUUGCAAUACAGACAACGUCAGUAAGCAGUGAUUGGAAAUCUACCACUGGAAAGCAGGCUCAGGAAAAUAUGUCAAUCAAAUGUUUGGUCUAGUUCCCAUAUACAGUCAUUGAUCUAGUAAAGAAUUGUCUAUUAUUUCUACCCAUUUCAAAAAGUUCUUUUGCAUCCAGCUUGUUGUCAGCAGUCCCAGUGAGGAGCAAACCUUCACGUAACAGGAGACACAAGCAAGCAGCCUAUGAGUGAAAUCCUGGAUGAAUAACCCAAAUGUGGGGUAAUCAGCAACUGCAGAAAAAUACAGUUAAUGCUGAAGAAUAAGCUUUACUAAACAAAAGAGUCAAGCAAAAUCCACACUGCAGGACUUUAGUUCUUAUGGGUUACCACUAAGAAAUAACAGUAGAACACUGACAAAGGCUUGAAGGUCAUGACAAGCUUGACUGCCCCAACAAUCCUUCUCCUGGUCUCCACUGUGUCCAGUUCUCCUCUGACAAUUCCUCACAAAGUUAAAUCCAACCUCCUCUCUCUCCAAGCACAUUUUGACAGUCUCUAAAUCCCUCCAUUUGUAUUAAAUGGUUUCUUGUAAUGUUGAAAUAACGGUUUACCUGCAGCUUUCAUGACAAGAUGUUAUUUUGACAAGUCAUUGUUAGAGUAAAAAUCAAUCCUGUUUUUAUUUUGAUGACUUCCUGUCAGUUUGAUCUCUCUGCUCCUUAUCUACUUAACUUAAAUUGGAUGAACAACGGUUUUUGGAUGCAGCAAAGCUACUUUGACUGGAACAACUCCAAUGGCUAAAGCCGUCCGGCUGCCCUGAAACCAACAACUCCUGGAGGCAUCGAGGGGUUAAACCCGGUUACCUCAAAAGUGCUUGUUUCCUCGUUUAAAAACAUGCAAGUGCAACCCAUACAAGGUCAAAUUAAUUCAUAAAUGUUAUUUAUUUUAACUAUUUGAAGGGUAUUUUUGUAAAUUCUCCUGGGGAAAAUAUAUUCUAGCAAUAUUUUUUAUUAUAUAAUAGACAGGAAAAAAAGCUGCACCAAAACCUACUGAUAAACAUUCAGAAUAUUCAAAAUCUUAAAAAUGUCAAUCUUGGCUUCAAAGGAGUAUUUUCUUUUGACAAAUCAAUGUUUGAGUCAGUUUAUGCAGCCAUAUCCAACACUUCUACGUCAUUCAAAACAGGCAUUUUGUCUUGGAGACUUUCAGCUUUUUCAAUCACACCUGAUUAGUUUAUUCAAUCAAUGAAAUAUUCCAUUGAGUUGACAGCUUCUAGCCUGCAUUUAUUUAUCUCCUUGAGCUGAUGGGUCUUACAUUUCCUGUUUGGCUGCAGCUAUUGGAGGAUGUGGUGAUGCAAAUGUCUAAUGUUAAUAAAUAAAGUGAGUAAUUAGACAUAAAAACUUAAGUACCAGGUUUUGGGUUAUUUCCACUUUAACUCAGUUUUGACGCUCUUGGAUGUCAAAGGAAAGAGAAAACACUUCCAAAAUGACACAACUUGUUAAACCUGGCAGCUGAACGGAAGUAAAUAAACUGAGAAAGAAGGAAUCACAUCAUGAAAAAGAUUUAAAGUACUAACAAGCUGGUUCAGUUCGACACCAGUAGUUGUUGUGAAUUGUAUUUUUGCAGCUAUGUACAUAGUAUGGCACAAAAGAACAACCAUCUGUUCCUUUUUUUAACACUUAAAGACCCACUCCGAUCUGGAUUUGAUUCAUUUUUAAAAAGUUUGGUCGUUUAAUUGUGAUUAUUUCAAUUAGAAAUUUGAGUUGUGGGCGGGACUGUUGGUGGAGAGAAACGCCCCCCUCCCUUCCCAUCAUCCCUAACUGAGAGCUAAAUUUUCUUUAAGUCCUCAUUUAUGAUAAAAACACCACUUUAAAUGGAGUGGGUCUUUAAAGGUUUUAAUAAACAGACUGUGCUGUUGUCAUCUGAUUGUAUUAAACAUGUAAGUCUUAUUUUCACAGGGCCAGAGUUAACAAACAUGUCAUCCUAUCCAUUAAGAUACAUUCUAUGAAGAGUACAACUCUAGGAGAAUAUAUUUAUGCUAUCUAGUAAAGCAUUAUAUGUUUUAUACGAUAUAACCUCUACAGCAAUGAUGCAAAUCUGAUGCCUAGCAAAGCCGUAGACAAAUAGAUCAGCUAAACAAACUAUAACAGUAACAACUCUUACCUGCUCAGAAAGUGUUACUAAAUUGUGAAUUUGUAGAUGUUGUGAAAUCAAAUCCAAUAGUUUUAUGUGAAUAUUUGUAUGUCAUUUCCUUUUUUUUUUAAUCCAAAUAAUUCUUCUGUCCUACAUCAAGCUUUAUGGUGUAAAGAAGUACAGUAGAGAGAAGCUAUUUAUUGGAUCAGUACCUUGUGUGCACUUUCCAAACCCUAACUGUGAACUAGCAGCUGUCUGCAAGCAGAGUGGUACACACUGUGUUCUCCUUCCAGCGAAUCCACUGCAUGCCCCUUCACAGACACAUCAAAGACUUCCUCCACAAAGACAGCUCCAGGAACUUUGUGGACUUUGUGUUUUCGUUGGCCGAGUUGCUCUCAUGUGCUCAAUCACUGGACUCUGUGUGUUGCUCUCUCUCGUUCAUGUGCUUACUGUAUGAGAUGUAGCAAAUGGAAAUGGAGAUUAAAAGGACGAUGUAUUUUGUCUUGGAGUCUAAAGAAUCCCUCUUUGGCUGCACUCUAUGGAAGGCUGAAAGCAACCAAAUGCACAAAAAUAAAUACAACAUGAAAUAAAUAAUUUACUUUGA
Oryzias melastigma (Indian medaka) is the source of this 8499-nucleotide messenger RNA. RefSeq names its product gamma-aminobutyric acid type A receptor subunit alpha3 (gene gabra3). Gene Ontology annotation, cellular component: postsynapse; synapse; GABA-A receptor complex. Gene Ontology annotation, molecular function: GABA-gated chloride ion channel activity; benzodiazepine receptor activity; GABA-A receptor activity. Gene Ontology annotation, biological process: synaptic transmission, GABAergic; gamma-aminobutyric acid signaling pathway; regulation of postsynaptic membrane potential. The record is from RefSeq and is a predicted model, not a curated record. NCBI's taxonomy places the organism in Eukaryota, Metazoa, Chordata, Actinopteri, Beloniformes, Adrianichthyidae.